UGGUUAUUGGUUACACUUACAGCUUACAGACGUAAAACUUCUCUUUAUUUAGGUUAUGUUACCAGGAGCUCUUUAAAAAUAUUUUAUCAAUAUUUUAGUUUUAACAGCACAAAAUGCUCUUUUAAAAUGUUUAUGAUUUUCAAUAAAAUGUCGUUAGCAAUAAAAUUCACUUUAAAACAGGCAUUGCCUGUGGUGAGUCGUACAAGUGCUAUUUUUCAAAAUGUUUAUAAUUAUAGCUCCAAAGCAACAUCACAAGAAAAUGUCUAUAAUACUUUUACGGAUUGGGAAAGUUUAAACAAGAAGAAAAAGAUAAGCAAAGCUAUGAAAGCCUACUUAGAAAGAGCUAAAGAACACGACGAAUUCAUGAAGAAACAACAAUUUGAAUAUAACAUUGGCAAAAGGCAUCUCGCUAAUAUGAUGGGCGAAGAUCCGGAAACAUUCACUCAAAAAGAUGUUGACCGUGCUAUUGAAUACUUGUUUCCCAGCGGCAUUUACGACCCUGCUGCACGACCUUUAAUGAAACCGCCCGAAGAAGUCUUUCCUGCGCGAAAAGCGGCCGAAUUUGACGAAGCUGGGCGGCCACAUCACUUUUUGUUUUAUACCGGCAAGCCUAACUUUUUCAAAUUAUUGUAUGAUGCCUCAGAACACAUUCAAGACUUGUAUAAGUUUGAGGAUAAAGUUAGUAGAAAGAAAGAGGUAGCUGAUGCAAAUUCAAAGUUAGAGCUAUCAUCUAGUGUUUGGAUAACUAAAGAUGAACUGGAACAAAUUUUAGUUGAAACUAUAACGGACUUAGAAUACGAUAAUUUUAAAUUAGUCAUGGAGAGGCUUGUUUCUUUGCCAUAUUCUUACAGAGUUAAAGAGUUUGUUGAGAAGUUUAGAAAACCAUUAGCAACUCAAAGAUUUGCUUUAGAAAUCCCUAAACCAAGUUAUGAUGAAAAUGGAGUUGCUUUUGUAACUACAUAUGAAUGUUUGCGCAAGAAAGCUAGAGGAGAUGUCACUAUUAAGUCACCAGGUACUGGAAAAAUUACAAUUAAUGGUCAAGACUUGACUUACUUUGAGGAUGUACAGUCAAGAGAGCAAGUAAUAUUCCCAUUGAUAUUCACUGAAAUGCAAGACAAAGUAGAUGUGGUAUGUAACAUAGAAGGGGGUGGUCCAUCAGGACAAGCGGGCGCCAUAAGGUGGGGAAUAGCUUGGGGAUUACGUAGUUUUGUUGACAAGAAUAUGUUAGAAGCCAUGCAAGUAGCUGGCUUACUAACAAGAGAUCACCGACGUCGUGAACGUAAGAAGCCGGGUCAACCAGGUGCAAGAAAGAAACCUACUUGGAAAAGAAGAUAGUGGAUGGAUUUAUUCUCAUAUUAGUUGUUAAAAUAAAAGAUUAGAUGUGCUUUGUA
This is a messenger RNA of Melitaea cinxia (Glanville fritillary), 1391 nucleotides long. It is a transcript of the gene mRpS9, whose product is annotated as 28S ribosomal protein S9, mitochondrial. Gene Ontology annotation, molecular function: RNA binding; structural constituent of ribosome. Gene Ontology annotation, cellular component: ribosome; mitochondrial small ribosomal subunit. Gene Ontology annotation, biological process: translation. The record is from RefSeq and is a predicted model, not a curated record. The coding region runs from base 127 to 1335 and encodes 402 amino acids. NCBI's taxonomy places the organism in Eukaryota, Metazoa, Arthropoda, Insecta, Lepidoptera, Nymphalidae. The transcript has a single exon.